Molecule: messenger RNA, 2568 nt
Organism: Trematomus bernacchii (emerald rockcod)
Lineage: Eukaryota; Metazoa; Chordata; Actinopteri; Perciformes; Nototheniidae
Gene: slc39a1
Product: solute carrier family 39 member 1
Exons: 4
Coding region: 214-1140 (308 amino acids)
Biological process (GO): zinc ion transmembrane transport
Cellular component (GO): plasma membrane
Molecular function (GO): zinc ion transmembrane transporter activity
Source: RefSeq, a predicted model, not a curated record
GGCCGGCUGCUGGUUGUUUGUUUUCGCGAUAGAUUAUUUUUGACCCUUUACGACCACCGUACCGCAGAUCCCAAAUGACAACAUUAGUGUCUGCUUGUCUCAGGGAAACUCUUAUCUUCACAGCGGUUAGCAAGCUCCAGGUUUCCCCAUAGCUAAAGACAUGAUGGAAUAGUUAGGUUGUCAACAUUUGAAUAGACCGUUUUAUGCUACAAAAUGGAUUACCUGCUCCAAGUGAAGAUAGGCGCUCUGGUCGGGUUAUUGCUCCUAACGCUUCUCUUCGGAUUAAUCCCUGCUCGGAUCAAAUGGUUCAGAGACACAAACGGGUCAGAAUUGCACAGCACAGUUCUGAGUCUGAUCAGCUGUUUUGCUGGCGGGGUUUUUCUGGCAGCAUGUCUGCUGGACAUCAUUCCAGAUUAUCUGUCGGACAUCAGCGCUGAGCUGGAUGUUCGGAAGGUGGAGACCAGUUUCCCCCUGGCAGAGUUCAUCAUGGCUGCUGGAUUCUUCAUGGUUCUCAUUCUGGAGAGGAUUGUCCUGAACUGUCGAGAGGCGGCAGAGUCUCAGGAGGAGAGGUCCCCCCUGAUGGCGGACAACAAGAACGGACAUGGACAUGGACAUGGACAUGGACAUGGCCAUGGAACAAAUCCUGAUCUGGAGGGGAGCGGCCAACAUGUCCAUGUAGACUUUCAGGCCCACUCCCCCUUUCGCUCCUUCAUGCUCUUCCUCUCCCUCUCCCUCCACUCAGUUUUUGAAGGUCUUGCUAUUGGCCUGCAGAGCACAGACUCAAAGGUAUUAGAGAUCUGCAUAGCGAUCCUUGUCCACAAGUCCAUCAUCGUGUUCAGCCUGUCGGUGAAGCUGGUGCAGAGCGCAGUGCGUCCGCUGUGGAUCGCUGCUUACAUCAGUGUGUUUGCCAUGAUGUCACCAAUAGGCAUCGCCAUCGGCAUCAGCGUGAUGGAGGCCAAGCUGGCGGCGGGCGCUCUGAUCCAGGCGGUCCUGGAGGGCCUCGCUGCGGGGACCUUCAUCUACAUCACCUUCCUGGAGAUCCUCCCCCAUGAGCUCAACUCCCCCGGGAAGCAGCUUCUGAAGGUGCUCUUCAUCCUGCUGGGCUUCAGCAUCAUGGCCGCUCUGACCUUCAUCGGCUGAUCCCAGUCUGCAGCUGUCAGAGGGGCCUGGGUACUUUGAGGAAAACACUGCAGCUCACACACACUUUGUACAUAAAACUGUCCUCGUCAGAAAAGAAGUAUGUUUACUGGUGCGGGUUCCACAACUCUGCUGUUUUUAAUGUCAAAGGGACAGUGACAACAGAUGUUUUAUUUAUUUUAUCUUUUUAAUUCACAAAGGAGGAGUACAGUCUAUUGUGUAAAUAUACAAAUUCCUUUGAGGGUUUAAGUAAAGAUAAACCACUAUGUUUGAUGAAUGACUGAGUCCUCUCAUUUAUCACUGGCCAUGCUUUGGACCUGCAAACAAGACCAGAGCUUCUCACCUUUGACCCUACUGAGGAAACCACUGGAAACAAAGGGGCCAUGUUAUAAGUAUAUGAAACUAGAAAUAAUGUAAUCAUGUUAGUAUAUCUGUACUACUGUUUCUCUUUGAAACUAACUAAUGGGAAGCUAAUCCUUUCCAAACAGCACUAAUGGUGCCUUUUUGGUCGGUUCUUCACCGCAAGCUGGAUACUUUGUAACUUGUUAUGAAUGGUGUGACCUAGAGUUAUUUGGUAAAUACUGACAUUUAAGUGCAUUUCAUACUGUAGGUGUGAUUUCCAGCAUAGUGAACUGUCGUAUAACAUUUAAUACAUUUGACCAGUAAGCUAAUGUAAUUGUAAACUGAAUUCCUGAUGCCUUAAGUUUUAUGCCAAAAAAAAUAUAUGUUGGAUUUCUUUUUGUACUGGUGCACUUUCCCAAUAAAGAAUAGGUGAUUACCUGCACACAGGAGCAAGGCUACAAUCAAAUUGUUAUUGAACAACCCACAGUUUAAACAAGCUGUUCCCUGUUGUUUGUAAAUGCAGACAUACAUCUUCUUAGUAAAUCAUAUUUAGUACAGUUAGUUCUCUAUUUGGAUUGUGGAAGAAUACAAAGACAGAGAGAAGUGCAGAUACAUUCUGCAAACUGAUACUUCAGUGUUUUAACUGCGCACAUACUUCUGAAUAUGUCAAAAUAAAUCAAACCAAGCAGGACACCAAAGUCCAGCACAUUGGGUAAAAAAAUGGUAUUAUCCAUGGUCCACACAUGUGCAAGGUUGCUUUAACAUGGAAAGUAUUAGUAGUGAAAAACAGUACAAAAAACACAAUUACAACACUGGUGUGUGUGCUUUCAGCCUGCUUACACUCACAACACAACAGUAUGUCCCAUCUAUGCAGUCAUAGUUUUAAAAUGUCACUGUUUAGUUGCAAUUCCUCUUUUAGUUUGUCAUGUGAUAGCAGAUGGCAGAACAAAUAGCAGGAAGUUGGAAGGUGUGGGCUGGUUGUCAAAAAAACUACUUGUACAGCAAUUCAUACAAAAUUGUGUAAAUGUCGAUUCUAAUGUGGCAUGUUGCAAAUAUGUUCAUUUUCAUUAAAAACUCAUCUGAUCAAGA